CUCAAUGAAAUUCAAAUAUAUAAAUGAAAGAGAAUAAAGUUUUUCUUACAUCCCAACCAAUAUGGAUCACCACAUGCUCAUUUUCUCUCUUUCCAAGCUCUGCGCUUGCUGAAACAGCUGGUGGGAUAUUAACUACUAAAAAAUGGCAUACUUGUCUAUUCUAUGGCUUUGCUUAAUUCAAACACUAGCAAUACUUGCCAAAACUAAAGCUAAAAUCCCAGCAGUCAUAGUAUUUGGAGACUCAUCUGUUGACUCCGGUAACAACAACUUCAUUCCAACGAUUGCUCGCAGCAAUUUCGAGCCUUAUGGUCGAGAUUUCCUAGGAGGACGUCCAACCGGACGUUUCUCAAAUGGUCGUAUUCCUCCUGACUUUAUCUCUGAGGGUUUUGGUCUAAAGCCAACAAUACCAGCCUAUUUAGAUCCAACGUAUAAGAUAUCAGAUUUUGCUUCUGGUGUUUGCUUUGCUUCCGCAGGAACUGGGUAUGAUAAUGCCACUUCUGAUGUCCUGGGUGUGAUUCCUCUCUGGAAAGAAGUGGAAUACUAUAAGGAAUACCAAAAAAAGUUGAAAGCCUAUAUUGGUCACGAAAAGGCAAACAAAAUUAUAAGUGAGGCUUUAUAUUUGAUUAGCAUAGGAACAAAUGAUUUCCUCGAAAACUAUUACACGUUGCCCGAACGACAAUCCCAAUUCACGGUGACAGAGUACGAGGAUUUUCUUAUUGGAUUGGCUGGGAAUUUUGUCAAAGAUUUGUAUGAUUUAGGGGCUAGGAAGAUGUCCCUAACAGGUGUUCCUCCAAUGGGUUGUUUACCACUGGAGAGGACAACAAAUAUCUUAGAAGAACAUGCUUGUAUGGAGCAAUACAACAAUGUGGCUUUGGAGUUCAAUGGAAAAUUGAAAAGUUUGGUCGCAAAGCUUAACAGAGAACUUCAAGGACUUCAAGUGGUUUUUGCAGAUGCAUAUGAUCUUUUGUUACAAAUAAUAACAAAACCUUCUUCAUUUGGGUUCGAGGAGGUAAGAAUAGGAUGCUGUGGGACAGGAAGAUUUGAGAUGGGCUUUCUGGGAUGCCUUAAAGACAAUCCAUUUACAUGCCCUGAUGCAAAUAGAUACGUAUUCUGGGAUUCUUUCCAUCCUUCUGAAAAAACAAAUUAUAUAAUCUCAGAUCAUUUGCUUAAAACAUGCCUAGCCAAGUUUCUUUAAACGAUAAUAAUUAUUCUGGAAAUAGUGUGCCAUGUCUUUAUGUUGAUACUUUUACACACCACAAUGAGAGAACUAUAUAUGAGUUUGUUAAUGGAAUGAAGUUUCAUUGGAAUUUGAGUAAUCCCUGGAUUUGGAUUCGUUUUGUAAACAAAACUAACUCAUGAAUCAUGAUUAUCUAUAUUUUGCAUCUGGGUUCAGUGAGAAUUAUGGACUGCUCUACGUCUAGAAGUGUGUUUAGCAAGGCAAAAAAUGAUCUAUACAGGACGCGUCUUUGAUGGUAAAGAAGAAUAAAAAUAUGUCUAAAAGCUUGUCAUGGGAAACAUUAGAGUUGUGUUGGGAGUCCCCCAUGAUUUCCUCAGGGCUGUAAUGGGACCAUGAGAGACUAUUUCCUUGUUUUUUCGCUUUGUUAUUCUUCUGGGUAUUGAUCGGUCUGUUUUAGCUUAAUUUUGGAGGUGUUCAAAAUUGUAACCUGUGCAAUGAAACUAACCAAUUUGAUUGGAAUGAUCCAAUGCAAUUGGAUUGUAUUAGAUAUUUUCAAAAUCCAGUUGGAUUAGUUUUACAUUUCCCAAAACAACCAAUCCAUAAUAAAUUUAUUAGUUAUUUGCAGCA
This is a messenger RNA of Ziziphus jujuba (common jujube), 1804 nucleotides long. RefSeq names its product GDSL esterase/lipase At2g42990. The transcript is spliced from 3 exons. Gene Ontology annotation, molecular function: hydrolase activity, acting on ester bonds. Bases 143 to 1195 code for a protein of 350 amino acids. NCBI's taxonomy places the organism in Eukaryota, Viridiplantae, Streptophyta, Magnoliopsida, Rosales, Rhamnaceae. The record is from RefSeq and is a predicted model, not a curated record.